Entrophospora sp. SA101 is the source of this 523-nucleotide messenger RNA. The record is from the annotation of a GenBank genome assembly. Lineage: Eukaryota; Fungi; Glomeromycota; Glomeromycetes; Entrophosporales; Entrophosporaceae.
CGAAUUAAUCAUAAUUCUACCCAAACACAAUUAACUAAUGAGCAAAAUAUAAUCAGCAAUGCCAAAAACCAUUUACAAGUAGAUGAUUUAGAAAACUUGCCGGAAAUGAAUGGUCAAAGCCUCCGAAAGACUUUAGAGAAAGCUCAAAGCGCCACUGAUUAUAAAAAUAAGUGGAACAAUGUUACUCAGGAAAAUAAAAAACUUAAUCAAAAGUAUCGUCAAGUUUUAAUUGACCAAGAACAGGAAAAACAAAAUUCAGAGCAAGAAAAAACUAACUACCAAACUAUUAUUCAAAAUCUCGAAAUUGCUAAAAACAAAAAGGAAAGCGAAGCAACUCACUUAUCUUCCCUACUUGCCAAAAUAGAAAAAGAACAUAAUCAGGAAUUAUUAAACCAAAAUCGCGAAUGGAAAGAAAAAUUGGAAAAAGGAAGAACACAAAACGGUUUUUUUACCAUUACUAUAAGUGGAAUUAGUUAUUUAGUUGGUAAAGGAAUUUCUCGCCAAAAACUUCAAGAAAAAUACG